AUGAUCCGCACAUCAGACCACAAGAAAGCCCGGAUCAUCACCGUGGUUGCGUGUACUGUCACUGCAUUGGCUUGCGGUUCCAAUUAUGGCUACUCCAUCUGGGGUCCCAGUUUCGCGUCUCGCCUCAAGUUGACGGCCACGGACAGCAAUCUUAUCGGAACCGUGGGCAACUUAGGGAUGUAUGCAUUUGGCAUCCCCUCCGGUAUGAUGGUCGAUGCCAAAGGGCCACGAUGGGGAGUCGCUUUGGGCAUUGUACUGUUCGCUGCCGGUUACUAUCCAAUUGCCAAAGCAUACGAUGCUGGCCCCGGACACUACAGCGUGGCACUGAUCUGUUUGUUCUCGUUCUUCACCGGCGCGGGAAGCUGCUCGGCCUUUACUGCAUCCAUCAAAGCAGCUGCCUUAAACUAUCCCGAGUCUCGAGGAUCUGCAACAGCAUUCCCGCUCGCGGCGUUCGGGCUGAGCGCUUUGUUCUUCGCUGCUAUCGCACAGUUACUGCCUGGCGGGACAUAUAACUUUCUCAUCCUUCUUGCUACGGGGACGGUUCUACUUCCUUUGCUUUGCUUUCCCUUCAUGCGUGUUAUACUUCCUCACAACUACCAUCACCUCCCUCAGCAUGAACGACAAGUCCUGCACCGGACGAGAUCUUCAGGGAGUCGCCAUCUUCCUUCUCUGGACGAACCAGGUGCGCCCCACACACGAAGCUCCAAGGCCCAGUCUUCAGUUGGCGGUGUCGACCAGCCCCAUGACCACGAAGCCAGCAAUGGGGACGAGGAAUCUUCCUUGCUCUCCAAAACUUCCAGUCAAGAACAAGACGCCGAAGACCUUGAAAGUUCAAAGCACAUCGAGUCUGACAGGAUUCAUGAAUCUCCGCAUCUAGACAUCCGAGGCUUCGCUCUCUUGCCCCAUGCAGAGUUUUGGCAAUUGUUCCUAAUGCUUGGGCUGAUGACGGGUAUCGGUCUUAUGACGAUCAACAAUAUCGGCAACGACGCCCAAGCGCUUUGGAAGCACUAUGACCCCUCCACUUCUGUGUCCUUCAUUGAAAGUCGCCAGGCGAUGCACGUUUCCAUUCUUUCCUUCUGCAGCUUCAGCGGCCGCCUCCUCUCAGGCAUCGGCUCCGAUAUUCUUGUGGCAAAACUGAACAGGUCCCGGUUUUGGUGCCUGUUUGCGUCCGCGCUGACGUUUUGUCUGGCACAAGUGGUGGCCACGGCCGUGUCUGAUCCCCAUUAUCUCAUGUUCGUGUCCGGCUUCACAGGUCUGGCUUAUGGGAUGCUGUUUGGGGUGUACCCGAGCCUUGUCGCACAUUGCUUCGGUGUCCAUGGGCUCUCGCAAAAUUGGGGAACCAUGACCCUGGCGCCUGUUAUCUCUGGCAACGUCUUCAACAUUCUAUACGGGAAGAUCUACGACGCCCAUUCGGUCCGGAAUGAAGAUGAGGGACAUAUGGAGUGUCUCGUCGGGAAGGAAUGUUAUAAAUCGGCAUACUGGGUGACUUUUGGUGCCUCAGUGCUUGGUGUGCUGUGCUGUUUGUGGAGCAUCUGGCACGAGAACGAAGUUCACAAGGCCAAAGGGAAAGAGGGCAAGGUCAGCAGAAGAUCGGACCAUGAAAGAGUGGCCUGA
Molecule: messenger RNA, 1614 nt
Organism: Fonsecaea erecta
Lineage: Eukaryota; Fungi; Ascomycota; Eurotiomycetes; Chaetothyriales; Herpotrichiellaceae
Exons: 6
Coding region: 1-1614 (537 amino acids)
Biological process (GO): transmembrane transport
Cellular component (GO): membrane
Molecular function (GO): transmembrane transporter activity
Source: RefSeq, a predicted model, not a curated record